Caenorhabditis auriculariae is the source of this 3261-nucleotide messenger RNA. The record is from the annotation of a GenBank genome assembly. Lineage: Eukaryota; Metazoa; Nematoda; Chromadorea; Rhabditida; Rhabditidae.
AUGCCGAGAAACGUCCGGAGCACGUUCGUUUCGCGUUACGAAUGUCCGAGAGAUAUCUCAGACCUUGGUAACGCGAACGGGACGCGAAUCGGACGUUUCGGGGCAUUUCUAGUGACCACUUUAGUAGCCUCAGAACUCUUAAGUGAGCUCUAGAAUCGCCCAGAAACGUCCGGAGCACGUCCGUUUCGCGUAACCAAUGUCCGAGAUCGUUCAAAAAUUUCGAAGCUAUAGCUUUAGAGCGCGAUUGCUGUAUUUUUUACUGAAAGUCAAAUUUCCUGAACAGUUCUUGGUUUUUUUUCCCAAUGUCCUUUUCGUUUUUGAUGCCGUGUUCAAAGUUAUUUCGCGAAAUUCAAAAUUGCGGUCCGAGAGUUAAAAGAUAACUCAAUUUUUGAGAUUCACAGAUGAAUUUGAGUCUCGCGUAUUACGUUAAACUUAAGUUAAUGUUGAAUGUUGUUUCAACGCAGUAACUGAGACCGUAUGUAAUAAAGUGGAAAUCAAUGAUAUUCUAUAUCUAGCGAGUUUCAGACUUUUUUUAUUUUCAGGAAAAUGCCGAAAAAUAAUUUUCCACUUUAUUGUAUACGGCCUCUGCAUUGAUGCAUGUGCGUAAAACAAACUUGAAAUGACCAUAUUUAUAAUUCGUAGGUCGUGCAGAAAGUCUGGAAAAAAACUUAUCUUGUCGAUUUUUCAGGGUUCAUUGCAAAGAAACAAAAAACAAAAGGCAGCAUAAUCGACGAGUCGCUGAGUCGCCGCCGCGAACUCGACGAUGACACUGGCGGACAGGUAGUCGCCGAUCCUGACGUCGUCGGCGACCCUCAUGGCAGGUAUCCAUCCUCUGGUUUUCUUUUGAAACAAUUUUUUUCAUUUUCUUUCGUUUUCACUCUUUUUUUUAAAUUUCUGAUAGCACUUUCUUCUAUAUUGCCUUUCUUCCAUAUACGUUUGCUUCUCCUUUGUGGAAUAUUCAUUUUCUAUGUUUCUACAGGCGAAUCGGGAAAGUACCAUAAUGUGUCCACAAAUAUACUUCUCAAAAUAGAUCGUGAAUAUCCCAUAAUAUGUCCAUCGUGAGACCUCCAGCAUACUUUUCGCUUUUUUCUGAGCCAUAUCGGAGGUCUUGAGAGUCUACCUCAAAUUUAUCUCAUUUUUUCUGAAUGUCCACGAAGAUAUAUUCGAAGUACCAUCGUUAGACUUCAGACCUUCCGAUAUACCUCAGUGAGUAUCGCGUUACCCUUUCUCGAUUCGCCUAUGUCAGUAAAUAUUGAUCAGAUUUUUAAUGAUUCAGAAAGUUUUCAAAAAUAAGAGUCAGCUUAACCUCUUUUUAAGGUUUUUUUUUCUACUAGCACACAAUCUGUCGUUGAACCUAUUAUACUUGUUUCUUUUCUAGGAUAUACGAUUCGCCUGUUUCACUUAUAUGCUUUUUGAUACUGGAAAAUUAUUUUUCUGUCAACCCAAUGUUUUUCGACGAUGAAAAUGCGCGUCUUGAGGUUGGCUGCCUGGAUCCGGUCGCACGCUCGACACCACAUUCCUCUGAAGCAUCCGAGGACGCACCUCGACGUUUAUGUCUCUGCGGGUCUCUACCAGAUCGUCGACCUCGUCCGUUCUUUUUCAACUCUAUCCAAAAAAAAAAAUGGGAUUUAUCCGAACCUAUUUUGGGAGAGCUGGGAAUGUUUUUUAAGAGACUAAUAAUAGGAAUCGGCGAAAGGUUACGUCACGUCUCCCCAGAGACUAUUGGGCGACGCCGCGGAAGAUGGCGCCCUUCACGCUAUUCGAUAGCCGAACGAGGGCCAAAUACGGCUCUGUUUUAAACGUCUGAACGAGAUUUUCAACAGACUCAAGUCUCUCCAAAAAUAUUCUGUCUAGGAAAUACUUAAGUGUUGAGCUAAACUACAAAUAAUAACAAGCAGUGGUUCAGUUUUUUUUAAAAAAUGAAGUAGUAAGUAUAGUUUUGUGCGAGCUCAGCAUGUAGAACUUUUUGAAUUUUUUUUCCUUUUUUCAUACAUUUUCUCAAAAUUUCGGAACACGAAAUUCGCUCACCUUGUGUAUGAUGUGUCACGUUAUUUAAAAAAAACGAGGAAGGUAAAAAAAAAAAGCAAAACGGCUCGAAUACGUUUCAAAAUUUUCAUAUAUUUUGCUUCUCGAAGAAGUUUUUUCUAUUUCUUUCAUACAGCGAACUUUUUUUUUGAAUUCACAGGAGAAAAAUUUCCAGCACUGAGGGUUUGUCAGUUUUCUAAAAAUCCUUUUUCUUCAACUUUUAAAUAACUUUUUUUUGCUUUUUAUUCUGGUGUUAAGUUCAAAGUUGAGUACCCGAAUAACUGUAUUUUGCUGAAGAAAAAAAAAAGUGGUUUUCUACAUUUAUGUUAUGUAUAGUCCGUUUUUGGCGACUUGAAAAGGUGGGAUUUCUCUGCGCCCUCCUCGUCUCUCGACGACCAUCUCUUGUUGACGCGCUGUUUUCACGUUUCUCUGACCUCGCCGGUGAGGGAACAGAGAGACGACACUAGAAAACUGUCAAGUCGCGGCGGACGGACUAUAUGUGAAAAAGCUUCUAUUUCUCGAAUAAGCUCCUAAUUUUUUUCCCGGUUCAUCUGAAACAAGUAAAAACUUAAUGGUACAAAUCAGUUGGAUCCGAAACAUAAAUAGGCAGACCACUUUUAAAGGCCGCCAACCAUGGUUUUAAGUGUUUUCUUAAUUUGAGUCUGUUCUACCUCCUGAGAAAAUAAAUUAUAUCUUGUUAAGAGUAACAGGUUAAUAAUUAUCAGAUUUCAUGAUUUCUCGAAACUCUAACCCUAGAUCGAGUUGUUUACUUGUCUCAUUCUAGGACGAAGUCUGAUUUAGGACCAAAAGAACAAUUUGGCGACAGUUUCUGCAUAUUUCGACGUGUACUGGUUGGAUGAGUUCCUGCAGUGGAGCCCUGAAGACUUCGGCGGCAUCGAGCGGAUAUUCGUGCCCAUCAAAUGGAUUUGGAAGCCAGAGUUUUACAUGUAUCACAGGUUAAUGCACUGGGUUUUCAAGAAAAAAAAAGAUUUUUGCAGCGUCUAUGGACGCGUGCCGGAUUAUGCGCCCGACGCUUCGGCGGAGCUCUCUGCGUCAGGCCGCGUCCGCAUGUUCGUCGCCAUUUCUUCCAAAAGCUUCUGUCCCAUCAACUUCAAGCGGUUCCCCUUCGACUCUCAAACCUGUUCUUUUUCGGUAAGUCCAAUUUUCAGUUUUCAUUUAUUACUUAUUUUCUUUUUAUGAGUGGACAAACGUUUUUACAAAUACUGCGAAUCAUAG